Messenger RNA from Diachasma alloeum, 2069 nucleotides. Its product is annotated as zinc finger protein 624. Bases 128 to 1906 code for a protein of 592 amino acids. The record is from RefSeq and is a predicted model, not a curated record. Lineage: Eukaryota; Metazoa; Arthropoda; Insecta; Hymenoptera; Braconidae. Gene Ontology annotation, cellular component: nucleus; chromosome. The transcript has 6 exons. Gene Ontology annotation, molecular function: chromatin insulator sequence binding; zinc ion binding. Gene Ontology annotation, biological process: regulation of transcription by RNA polymerase II.
UUUCAACUGCUGCUCAUCAGUGAAAAUGGUGAGGUUGCUACGUCAGCAACCUCAAUCGUAAACAAAUCGGAAGAAACAAAGAAAUGAACGAAUAAUCACAUCAGUAUUGAUUGAAUAGUUGAAUGAAAUGGAUCUCAAUAUUAAUGAAAACGUCUGCAGAUUAUGUGCAAACCAUGGAAAAAUGUAUCAGUCUAUUUUCGAUUCGAAAAACAGUGCAAUAGCUGUCAAAAUAAACAAUUGUUUACCAAUAGAGAUUAGAGAAGACGAUAGACUUCCCUCCCACAUUUGCCCAGGGUGUCUCGAAGCUCUGGACAUAAGCGAUAAACUGAGAGCCCAAUCUCUGGCAGCUGACGAGAUAUUGAGGCAGCAAUUGAGAGUUGUCUUGAUCGACAAAAUUAAACAGGAGAAAGAUGCGGAUGCGGAUGAUGAAUCGCAGCCGAUGGAUACGACUGAACGAUUGUUCUGUGGUAUAUGUGAGAUCAAUUUUGAUGGCACGACUGAGUUCGAUGAUCACAUGAAGAUUAGAGAAGACGAUAGACUUCCCUCCCACAUUUGCCCAGGGUGUCUCGAAGCUCUGGACAUAAGCGAUAAACUGAGAGCCCAAUCUCUGGCAGCUGACGAGAUAUUGAGGCAGCAAUUGAGAGUUGUCUUGAUCGACAAAAUUAAACAGGAGAAAGAUGCGGAUGCGGAUGAUGAAUCGCAGCCGAUGGAUACGACUGAACGAUUGUUCUGUGGUAUAUGUGAGAUCAAUUUUGAUGGCACGACUGAGUUCGAUGAUCACAUGAAGGCAUCGCACUCUUCACAAUGGAUUUGUGAUCUUUGUCAUGAAGAUUGCAAGACAUCGGAGGAUCUGCUCCGACAUAAAUACAAAGACCAUUAUGACAGUAUUGAUCAGAAUGAAGGGGCUGACGUUGAUCUUCCCAAAGACUCCACCAUCAAUCAUCCCCAGAGGACGGAAGAUCCUGACGACGAUGUGACUGAAUCCUUCGAGGUCAAGGAGGAAAAUUUACUGAAGGUCGAGAGCACUGAGGGCCAACAGCAAGCAGAGAGGGAAAAUGUCGAGUGUCAUGUCUGCAGUGUGACGAUUGCCACUGAAAGUCUGAUGCCGAUUCACCUCAAGAUGCACGAGAACCGACAGAUCACUUGCCCCACAUGUUCCCUGGAAUUUCCCUCCCCCUAUGAUCUUGUUACCCACAAACAAAUCGAUCACAAAGUCUUUGUGGGCCAGACGAUGAAGUGGUUCUGCGACAAGUGCGAGAGAUUUGCUUCCAAUGUGCAGUUCUUGAAGCGACACAAGUUCUGCACGAAAGUCAAGAUGAAGUGCAAGUACUGUACCUUAGAGUUCUUCCAGAAAUCUGAAUUGCAGAUUCACCAGAAACGGAAUCAUUUUGAAGAUGUUCUGAACGAUCCAGACUCGGAGAAGUGGGUAUGCGGAACCUGUGGGAAGAGUUACGUCGAAAAAGGAGAGUUCAAUGCCCAUAUUCGGAAUCAUCAAGCCAGGGACGAAGGAAGAUUCACCUGUCCAACUUGCGGGAAGACAUUUUCAAACGCUGCAAACAUGAAAGCUCAUUUUGAAGUUAAACAUGAGAAACAGCCAAAAUAUCCGUGUGAUGUUUGUUCCAAAAGUUUCUGUAAUUCAAAAACUUUGUACCAGCAUAAGAAGAGACACGCAGAUCAGACGUGUCAAGAGUGUGGGCAGCACUUCGAAACUGUACGACUCCUGACUGCCCACUUACUGACCAAGCACAACAUAUCUCUUCCAUCAACCGGAAACUAUUGUUGCAAGAUAUGUGGGAUGAGGUUCAAGCAAUUGAAGCUCUUGAGGGACCACAAGAACACCCACACUGGGAUAAAACCCCCUGCCAUACGAUACGUUAUGCUCCUAGACACGAAACCUUCGUUCUGAACGAGCGAAGUGAGACUCACAACCCCUAUUUAUUGAGCUUAGUAGAAUAAAAGACGUUUUGAUGUGUCGUCCCACGAAUCAAAGAAUAAAGAAACUCGUUCAAAUCUAUUUUUAUGGCUCUGGCCAUUAUUCUUGUUUACUGGAUAGUUUCGGUGAUUUUUCA